UAUUACCCAACAUUAAGUUCUGACUUUCUUUCCAAUGCAGCCUGGGGAUAAUAUUUUUCCCGUUGAUGCCAACAACCAGCUCAUUCCUGAUGGCAGCGAGUUCUUGGACACCUGGGAGGCCAUGGAGAAGCUGGUGGACGCUGGGCUGGUCAAAGCUAUCGGCAUCUCCAACUUCAACAAAGACCAGAUCGAAGCACUCCUCAACAAACCAGGCCUCAAAUACAAGCCUGCCAACCACCAGAUUGAGAGUCACCCGUACCUGCCUCAGGAGAAGCUGAUCAACUACUGCCAGUCAAAGGGCGUCCCGGUGACCGCCUACAGUCCCCUGGGCUCCCCCGACAGACCCUGGGUUUCGUCCGAUGAUCCCUCUCUGCUGGACGAGCCUCGGAUCACGGACAUUGCGAAAAGACACAACAAGACUCCAGCACAGGUGGGAAAAGUUUAGCAAAAGUGGCUCUUUCCCUU
Notothenia coriiceps (black rockcod) is the source of this 465-nucleotide messenger RNA. RefSeq names its product aldose reductase-like. NCBI's taxonomy places the organism in Eukaryota, Metazoa, Chordata, Actinopteri, Perciformes, Nototheniidae. The coding region runs from base 35 to 445 and encodes 136 amino acids. The transcript is spliced from 4 exons. Gene Ontology annotation, molecular function: oxidoreductase activity. The record is from RefSeq and is a predicted model, not a curated record.